Messenger RNA from Microtus oregoni (creeping vole), 948 nucleotides. RefSeq names its product chromosome unknown C17orf99 homolog (gene CUNH17orf99). The record is from RefSeq and is a predicted model, not a curated record. Lineage: Eukaryota; Metazoa; Chordata; Mammalia; Rodentia; Cricetidae.
AUGAGGCUCCUUCCGUUGCACUUCUUGGCUGUGCUGGCUGCCUGCAGCUUCUCAGGGGAGCCAACAGAAGACAUCACCAUUGCCUACAAAGUGCUGGAAGUUUACCCUCAAAGCCGCCGGGUGCUUAUAACCUGCGACAGCCCUGAGGCUCCCCGGCCCAUCACUUACUCUCUCAUGGCUAGCCGAGGGGUCCUGGUGGCAACAAGGGUUGUGCGUGAUGACAAGCCAGCCUCCUUCAACAUCAACAUCACGCUCAAGUCCAGCCCAGACCUGCUCACCUACUCCUGCCGAGCGUCCUCUGAUCUGGGCACCUAUGGGCCCAGCAGCCAGCUGCAAAUGUACUGGGAGCUGUGGACCAAGCCCGUGUCCCAGCUGCAGGCUGACUUCACCCUGCGUGAUGGGAACUCAGACCCCACGGCGGAGCUGUCCUGCCUGGCAUCCUCAGGCAGUCCACCCAUCAUCUACCGUUUGGUCGGGAAUGAUGGGCGUAUACACGCACAACAGAGACCCCUCCACGGGAAGCCUGCCAACUUCUCCAUCCCCCUGUCCCAGAUGUUUGGCUGGUUCCAUUGCGAAGCUACAAAUGGUGUCAGUGUUGAGAGUAGCGCCCGCGUGCUGCUGCCCCCAGCAGGAGCCCAACCCACACUCCUUCCCACCACAGGGGAGCUGCCCCUGACACCCACCUGCAUUCUGGCCGGCAGCCUGGUCUCCAUUGCCGCCAUUAGUUACGGGAUGCUGAGGUCAACCAGGGCUCUCAGCCGACUUCUGGUGGGGGACUUCCCUAUGGGUCUCAUGAAGCCUCGAGGGACCAGAGUGAGCCAGGGGCUUCUAGCCUGCAUAGCCCCCCACAGCGGUCCCACCAGCCAACCUUUCUGCAAAGGUUGUAACCGGAAGACAGAGUCCCCAGGCUUGCCUCCCUGCCUACACAAGAAUUCACCACUGCAGUGA